ACUUCAUUCUAUAUCAACAAGAAGGGGUCCCCGAGGAAUUCUUUCUAGGGAUUUUCUGUUACGAAAAGUGCACUUUCCAGGAAUAUGUCGUGCCGUGGGUGUACAAAGAAGUACGGAUUAUUCCUCAAAGAGGUGGGGUGUCCCAAGUGCAAAUUUUCUUAUUGCAAAAAUUGUAUAAAAUACUCUAUCGACGGAUCUCCUGAGAAGAGGAAACUGAAAGUGUGUCUCUCCUGCUUUAAUGCCCAGAAGAAGUCGUCAACAGAAGAGGCUGAGGAUGGCGAACGUCCAGUUCCAGAGGCUUAUUUGAAGCGCAUUGAGAAGUUGGGCUCUACAGCCGGCGCAUCCCAAGGAGUUGCCCAGGACGAUGAAAUCAUGAAGCGUCUGGAGAAAUUACGGGAAGACAGACAGCCAAAGAGUGUUCCGUCCGAGGAGGAAAUGAGAAAGCGACUGGCAGAGCUGAGAGGACAGCAAUACAAGGAAUAUUCAAACGCUCAUGUCUUCGCCGUGGACAAGAGAUCAGAUCAGCAGAAGAUGGAUGAUCUGAUGAAGCAGUACUCGGAGGAAGCAUCGAUUAGAGAGGCUUUCGAUCCCGCAAAAGACGUUGAAAAGCGACUGGCAGCUUUGAAGAAGAAUCCUCUUCCCUCGUCUGGCUCUAGUCAGUCUGCCAAAGCCCCAGAAGCUGCUGGUGCUACUGCGAACGUCGACGAAGAGAGUGAGGACGAGGAAAUUGCUGCUAAAAAGCUUGCUCAGCGCUAUCUUGCCGAAUCCGCUCUUGAAGGGGAGAUCCUCGAUCCUGAUGAAAAGGAGUUUAUCAGUAGUCUGCCUCCACCGUCCGGAGAUACCGAGGAGCUGCCGUGGUGCACAGUUUGUAACGAGGAUGCCAGCAUUCGGUGCCUUGGAUGCGACGGGGAACUAUUUUGCCGGGAGUGCUUUAAGGAUAUCCACGACGACGAAGAGUACAGAGCCCAUCGAACGAAGCCUUAUCAUGGCAAAAAGGAAUGAGGAAAAGGAAGGAAAAAAACAACGACGAGGAUGGGAUUCGAACCCACGCGUGCAUAGCACAUUGGAUUAGCAGUCCAACGCCUUAACCACUCGGCCACCUCGUCUAUAAAUAUCCUUGGUUAAUUUGCCAUUUCAAUGGAGCGGUCAUCUGGCCAAGUCCAAUCGUUUCGAACGGCCUCGUGAUCGCCAUAUUACAUUUUUCUUAACAUCUUUGCACGCUCAUAUUGUAAUU
Messenger RNA from Phlebotomus argentipes, 1234 nucleotides. RefSeq names its product abscission/NoCut checkpoint regulator. Gene Ontology annotation, molecular function: phosphatidylinositol-3-phosphate binding. Gene Ontology annotation, cellular component: midbody; cleavage furrow; centrosome. The record is from RefSeq and is a predicted model, not a curated record. The transcript has 3 exons. Lineage: Eukaryota; Metazoa; Arthropoda; Insecta; Diptera; Psychodidae. The coding region runs from base 85 to 1002 and encodes 305 amino acids. Gene Ontology annotation, biological process: abscission; mitotic cytokinesis checkpoint signaling.